Messenger RNA from Anarrhichthys ocellatus (wolf-eel), 690 nucleotides. RefSeq names its product chromosome unknown C15orf40 homolog (gene cunh15orf40). NCBI's taxonomy places the organism in Eukaryota, Metazoa, Chordata, Actinopteri, Perciformes, Anarhichadidae. Gene Ontology annotation, cellular component: cytoplasm. The transcript is spliced from 3 exons. Bases 164 to 568 code for a protein of 134 amino acids. The record is from RefSeq and is a predicted model, not a curated record.
UUCAUGUUGUUACUGGUAGCUUGAUCUGGUCAAAGUGAGCCUUACUUUGUAUUAGAGACCAGAAGUUAUUCAUUCAUUUGUAGAUAUAUAAUAUAUACCUGUGUUUGGUCCAGAAGCAGCUACUUCUGUUUGUGUACAAUGAGUGGUAUUUUUGAUAUAAAGUAUGAAGUCUGGACAUACUCACUGUGACGUCCUCCAGGUGAAAGGUCAAGCGGCUGCAGGCACAGCAGCAGAAGAAGAAGCUUCCUGUCCGGUGUCCCGAGACAAAAGUGGAUCCGUCUCCAUCGUGGUUCACGUGAAGCCCGGCUCCAAACACAGCGGGGUCACAGAAGUCUCCUCAGAGGCGGUGGGCGUCGCCAUCGCGGCUCCUCCGAUGGACGGAGAGGCCAACGCCGAGCUCCUCCGCUACCUGGCUGAAGUUCUGGACCUGAAGAAGAGUCGCGUGUCUCUCGACAAGACCUUCACAGCUGGACUGGUACGGCUACUGGGACCAGAACAUCACCACGGAAACGGACCGAUCCACCAAUCAGUGAGCAGGAGAGACGAGCUGUUGACAUGUCGGAAGUGAUCAUGUACAAGUAUUAUUUUUGUGUUUUUGGUUAAAUGAUGUGUCAAAAUCAACAGAUUAUGAAUCUGUAUCGUUCAAAUCUUCUAGAUUUUAUUAAAGGUAGACUCAGGAUGCAGAAAUAA